AUGGCGGAGCAGGCAAAUGUGCCUCCCACAGAAGAGGCUCAAUGGAGUGGCGUCGAGGAUACAAUUGAAGACCCUGAGGAGGUAAAGGUUAUUUUUUCGGCACUGGACUCAUUUGCCCAAUAUGGCAAAACGGCGCAUCUGAACUGCACGCAUCUGCGCCGCCAAGCUUUCUACGCGCUCCCCCAAGCUCACUGGAAGAUGCUGGCGGAGCCUCCAUUCUCCUAUCUCGAGACGUUGGACCGUAUAGAUGCGGCAAUAGAGAGCAAUGCAGAGUUGGCGCGCGUGAUCCUGAGAUGCGGCCUGCACUCGUUCGGCAUGAGCGAGGGGGCCUCAGAGGAGGGCCACGUUGCCAUGCCUGAGGAAUGGGCUGGGAUAGCAAAGUAUUCCGACAACGACAAGGCCCGAAGUACCAUCCGCCAGUUCUACCGUGACUGGUCGGUGGAAGGUACCGCCGAGCGCGAGUCGUGCUAUGGGCCAGUCUUCCGGGCACUCGAUGAGCAUAGAGCACGGUACCCCGACACGUCACAGAUGAGGGUUCUGGUCCCAGGUGCCGGACUGGGGCGAUUGGUCUUCGAUCUUUGUCAGAGGGGGUACUUUAGUGAGGGCAAUGAGAUCUCAUAUCAUCAACUCCUAGCCUCGUCGUACAUCUUGAAUAACGUCAAAGAAGCCGGCCAGCACACCAUCUACCCCUGGAUUCACUCCUUCUCAAACCAUAUGAGCAGAGAGAACCAGUUCAAGAGUUACAAGGUGCCCGACAUCCACCCUCAGCGAACCUUGGAAGCGACGGCGGGAAUUGGCGCCAUGCAGAUGUGUGCAGCGGAUUUCUUGUGUCUGUACGGCGACGAUUCCCAUAAGGAAUCCUAUGAUGCCGUCGCAUCGUGCUUCUUCCUAGACACCGCACCGAACCUCAUCCGCUACCUUGAGGUCAUCAAGCACUGCCUCAAGCCUGGCGGCAUACUCAUCAACGUGGGGCCUUUGCUCUGGCAUUGGGAGAACCAUGUCCCGGGGCACCACGGUUACGACGGGGACGGGGACCACGACGAGAACAAUGCCAUGGGCAUCGCUGAGCCGGGCAAUUUCGAGCUCACGCAUGACGAGGUCGUGGCACUGGUAGAAAAGAUAGGCUUCGUGAUCGAGAAGCACGAGACAGGCAUCCGGGCACCAUACAUCCAGGAUCCGCAAAGCAUGCUACAGACGGUCUACAGCGCAACGCAUUGGGUGGCACGGAAGCCAGAGGCUUAG
Molecule: messenger RNA, 1242 nt
Organism: Neoarthrinium moseri
Lineage: Eukaryota; Fungi; Ascomycota; Sordariomycetes; Amphisphaeriales; Apiosporaceae
Exons: 2
Coding region: 1-1242 (413 amino acids)
Molecular function (GO): S-adenosylmethionine-dependent methyltransferase activity
Source: RefSeq, a predicted model, not a curated record